This is a messenger RNA of Eutrema salsugineum, 1133 nucleotides long. RefSeq names its product glutathione S-transferase TCHQD. Bases 184 to 984 code for a protein of 266 amino acids. The record is from RefSeq and is a predicted model, not a curated record. NCBI's taxonomy places the organism in Eukaryota, Viridiplantae, Streptophyta, Magnoliopsida, Brassicales, Brassicaceae. The transcript is spliced from 3 exons. Gene Ontology annotation, molecular function: glutathione transferase activity.
UUGUCUCCCCCUUCAUAAAAAGUCUGGUGAAAAGGAAAAGGACAAAACUUUAAAAGGAAUCCUCAAUUCGAGAAGCUACGAAGGUUUUUCUUUUUCCUCCACUUUGAUUCAGUUCUUGUUCAUCUUUCUUCUCCAAGGUGUUCUGCUUUGUUGGUAAUAGUUCGUGGGAAUUGGUCUGAAGCUAUGCAGUUAUAUCAUCAUCCUUACUCAUUAGACAGUCAAAGAGUGAGAUUAGCUCUGGAAGAGAAAGGCAUUGAUUACACAUCAUACCAUGUGAAUCCCAUUACAGGCAAGCACAUGGACUCUUCCUUCUUUAGGAUGAAUCCUAACGCUAAACUUCCCGUUUUCAAGAAUGGUUCUCACAUCAUUUUGGACACUAUCGAGAUCAUAGAGUACUUAGAGAGAAUAGCUGAGGUUUCCUCUGGUAUAGAAGAUGCUACUUUUGGUAGAGAAGUUCUUGAAUGGAUGCGGAAGAUUAGGGAAUGGGACUCCAAGCUUUUCACUCUUGCUCACAUACCGGAUAAACGUCGACUCUAUGUUUCCAAGUUCUUGAGGAUGGUUGUGAUUGCACGGAUGGCUGAGUCUCCAGACUUGGCUAGUGCUUACCAUCGGAAGCUAAGGGAAGCUUACGAUACAGAGGACAAACUAAAGGACCCUGGGGCCUUAACGAGAAGCAAAGACCAUUUGCUUAGGCUUCUAGAUGAGGUUGAAACAAAGCUAGGAGUGACGACGUAUGUGGCAGGGAAUGAGUUUAGCAUGGCUGAUGUGAUGCUAGUACCAGUGCUUGCUCGGUUAUCACUGUUGGAUUUGGAAGAGGAGUAUAUCAGUAGCAGGAAAAAUCUUGCUGGUUAUUGGGUGGUUGUGAAAAGUAGAUCAAGCUACAAGAAGGUAAUUGGAAGGUACUUCAAUGGCUGGAGAAAAUAUGCAACACUUGUAAAAACUUGGAUGUUUGUUAGAGUCAGAAGUUUGCUCAGGAAAUAUUGAAUUGUCCAAAGAUUUGGUUUGUUCUUUUCUUUUCACCUUCUAUGUUCAUUUUACGGAACAUUGUUUGUAAAGCGUUGAGAAAAAUAUUAGCGACGCAGAUAUUUCAGGGUAUACAUAUCUUUGCAGAAGAGAAUAAAAGAAUGUGAUUG